Molecule: messenger RNA, 710 nt
Organism: Vigna unguiculata (cowpea)
Lineage: Eukaryota; Viridiplantae; Streptophyta; Magnoliopsida; Fabales; Fabaceae
Biological process (GO): regulation of DNA-templated transcription
Cellular component (GO): nucleus
Molecular function (GO): sequence-specific DNA binding; DNA-binding transcription factor activity; protein dimerization activity
Source: RefSeq, a predicted model, not a curated record
UUAAAGCGUAAGGAGAAAACCAAUCACUUUAUAGAGAAAAAAGGAGCACAAAAUGGUUUCUAAAGAGCAAAAGAGAGCAUCACUGCAUGAGAAGCUGCAACUUCUUCGUUCUGUCACUAACUCUCAUGCACUAAAGAAAACCUCGAUCAUAAUAGAUGCGUCAAAGUAUAUCCAGGAGUUAAAGCAAAAGGUGGAAGAAUUGAAUCAAGACUUAGCCAAUGCACAAACUUCAACUGACCAAAAUACUUUGCCUAUGGUGACGGUAGAAACCACGGAGAAGGGUUUUGUUAUUAAUGUUUUUUCAGCAAAGAGUUGCCCUGGUCUGUUUGUUUCCAUAUUGGAGUCAUUUGAAGAGAUGAGUCUUAAUGUGGUUGAAGCUAGGGCUACUUGCACAGACACGUUUCUGUUUCAUGCUGUUGGAGGAAAAAAUGAAGAACAAGGUAAGAAUAUUGAUGCACGAGCUGUGAAACAGGCAAUGGGACAAGCGAUAAAGAAUUGGAGCCAAAAUGCUGACCAAAAGUAAUAAAAUGUCAGCUUUUACAUUUAUGUUAUUUAUAUCUUCUGUGUGCAUUUUCUUUAUCUAGUUUAAGCAUUUUCUUCCAUUUAGACCUAACUUGUAGUUUUGUUGAUCGAGGAAUCAAUCGAGCUUCUAUGAUUCAUAUGUUUGUAGAAGACUUCACUGAAAUAUCUAAAUUUUCAGAUGUUUAUGU